Melanotaenia boesemani (Boeseman's rainbowfish) is the source of this 1449-nucleotide messenger RNA. RefSeq names its product vesicle transport protein SEC20-like. NCBI's taxonomy places the organism in Eukaryota, Metazoa, Chordata, Actinopteri, Atheriniformes, Melanotaeniidae. Bases 38 to 724 code for a protein of 228 amino acids. The record is from RefSeq and is a predicted model, not a curated record. Gene Ontology annotation, molecular function: SNAP receptor activity. Gene Ontology annotation, cellular component: SNARE complex; endoplasmic reticulum. Gene Ontology annotation, biological process: retrograde vesicle-mediated transport, Golgi to endoplasmic reticulum. The transcript has 6 exons.
CCUGCUUUCCGUAGUUUUAGCCGGUUACGUUGGCAAUAUGGCGUCAGCAGAGGUACACGUCCGAGUAUGUGAACAAGAAAUACUCAAAUAUGAUUUGGAGAUCAAAGCUCUCAUUCAGGAUAUUAAAGAGUUCAGUGGUCCUCAAAGCAAGCUGACAGAAAUAAAUACAGAUGUGAAAAAGUGUUUCCACAACCUCAGAUUAAGGAUACAGGACUUGGAGCAGAUAGCGCUGGAGCAGGACAAAGAAUCAGACAAACAAGCUUUGGUUAGUCAGGUGGACGGACACAGAAAGCAGAUGUUAAGUAACCAGACAGCAUGGAGGAAGGCCAACCUUGCUAGCAAACUGUCAAUCGACAAAAUGGAAAAGCAGGCGCUCUUUAACGGAGCCAGUGAUGCCGUGAGACAGAGAAAGAUGACCAAAGAGGGCCUGGCUCAAACCACAAGUGGCAUCACAGAAAAUCUGAUGAGCAUCAGCCGGAUGAUGGCCCAGCAAGUUCAGCAGAGUGAGGACACCAUAACAACGCUGGCAACAUCAUCAAAAACAGUCCAGGAAACAAAUGAGGAGUUUAAAACCAUGACAGGGACCAUUCAGCUUGGGCGAAAACUCAUCACCAAGUACAACCGCAGGGAGCUCACCGAUAAGCUGCUCAUCUUCCUGGCGUUGGCUCUUUUUCUUGCCACAGUACUUUACAUCCUCAAGAAGAGACUGUUCCCCUUCCUAUAGACCAGGUACUUCUGAGGAGCUCUCCCUUUUCCCCACACAGUAUUUUAAUCACAAGGGGUUUAAACAACUCUUCAGUGGUGCCUUUACAGGGCACGCAGCAUGUCGACUGUCCACUUUAAUUUAUUGUGAUGCUGCUGGGGAGGAAACAUUAAUAUAACUCUGCAAAUCUGGUUCUUUGUUGUGUCUCAUUUUAAAUCGAACUGAAGAAAAAAAUGAAUGAUUCAGCAGAUAAAAUGUAGGUGUCAUUGGCACAAAGUGUGUCAGAUGUUGAUCCUUCUUAAGGUAAUGCAGCUAAUGCAGUUAAAGUAUGUUUAUGUUUUCGAAGUUCAUUUCAAAGGCACAAAACAUUAAAAAUAACAGAAAAAUUAUGAAUCACAAACAAAAUCUUUUUUUUUGUUGCUUAACCAUUUAUAAUUACUUGUCUCUGUUUAUUAUUAUUAUAGUGAUUACAGUACAGUUAAAUAUUACUGUUAAAUGGCUGUAUGAAAGGUCAUCAUACUGAUAAUAUAUUUUAGAGAACAGUGCCAGAACAUUUAUGUGCAACACAUUAAAACACAUUAAAACACAUUCGGUUUUAAUCCUGUAUUUCAUUGUCACUUUGCAAAUGAUGUUUAAGUGUUUUGUGGAAACGCUGUUUAUAACAAUGUACUGUAUAAUUUAUAAAAGCUUAAAAUUGCCUUAAUGCUGUUUUAAACAAAUAAAGAAUUCAAUAUUUCCUUACCAUA